Molecule: messenger RNA, 2697 nt
Organism: Sparassis crispa
Lineage: Eukaryota; Fungi; Basidiomycota; Agaricomycetes; Polyporales; Sparassidaceae
Product: ATP-dependent DNA helicase
Exons: 28
Coding region: 1-2697 (898 amino acids)
Biological process (GO): double-strand break repair via homologous recombination
Cellular component (GO): cytoplasm; chromosome
Molecular function (GO): nucleic acid binding; 3'-5' DNA helicase activity; four-way junction helicase activity
Source: RefSeq, a predicted model, not a curated record
AUGUCGUCGCUCCCAUCCUCUUCCCACCAUUUUUCGUUUGAUGAGCUUGAAGAUUGUGAUCCGGCAGUGUCGUCGUCUUUGCUACUAACACCUCCGUCAGUGGUCAGCUAUCAAGAUGUCGGGUCAGAAGGGAGCAUGAAGCCGAGUACGCUGAGGAGAGGUCCCAGUGCCGUAAUUGACUGUGAAUAUGUCUUUAGAAAGUCAUUCGGACACACGGAAUACAAGGGAAAGCAGAAAGAGAUUAUUGAAGCAGCGGUACUGGGCGCCGACGUCUUUGUCUUAGCACCAACUGGAAUGGGGAAGAGUCUGUGUUUCCAAAUUCCCGCUAUAGGCAAUCGUCAUGGAGUUACUGUUGUCGUUUCUCCUCUACUAUCUCUCAUGAACAACCAGGUCGCAAAACUGCGCAAGCUCGACAUUCCUGUGAUUGCAUUCACCUCUGAGACGUCACCAGACGAGAAGCAAGAGAUUACCAGGGACCUGUUGUCGGGACAUCCAGCCACCCGUCUCCUCUAUGUUAGCCCAGAGAAAUUUUGUAUGGCGGAGUUCAACAAGUUGCUCGAAAGAGUCUACUGUCAGGGCGAGCUGAACAGAUUAGUUGUAGACGAGGCACAUUGUAUCUCAGAAUGGGGCCACGACUUCCGCGCUGAGUACAGGCGACUAGGCUCCUUCAGGGACAAGUAUCCCAAUGUCCCAAUAAUGGCGCUGACGGCUACCGCUACGGAGGCAGUUCAAGAGGACAUCGUGCGGAGCCUAAAGAUGUCGACAGACAACCUUUUCAAAGCUGUGCACCCAUUUAACCGCGCGAACCUCUUCUACGAGGUUCGCUACGUCUCGUCCCCCGACCCGAACGCGCACAUGGUCGAUGUCUUGGAAUACAUCAAUACCCUGCACCGGCGGCGCCAGCGCCCCUCGUCGGGCGUCAUAUACUGCCGCACGCGCGUGCGAUGCGACGAGCUCUCUGCGUACCUACGUGGGAAGGGCCUGAAUGCGAGACCGUACCACCGCGGGAUCAAGGCCAACAUGCUUAACAAGACGAUGGAAGAGUGGGAGCGCGGUGGCGGCGGGGAAGGCGGCAUCGACGUUGUCUGUGCUACGAUCGCCUUCGGCAUGGGCAUCGACAAGGCCGACGUCCGGUAUAUCAUACACUAUGACCUACCCAAGAGCUUCGAAGGUUACUAUCAGGAAACUGGAAGAGCCGGACGCGACGGUUCACCAUCAAAAUGCAUACUGUUCUACUCUAGGGAGGAUGCCGUCAGGGUCCGCCGCCUGAUCUCCGGCUCACACGCCCAGCGGGUCGUACUCGCGGAAUCGAUGCAAGGCCCUGCACCGAGCCAGAGGGCCGUGGAAAGUCUCACCGCUCUGGUCAAUUUCUCGGAGAGCGUGACUGUCUGUCGGCAUGUUUCCGUGUGUAGGUACUUUGGCGAGAGCAUUGACACUAAUGACCCGGUUGUCGCGAAGCGGUACUGUGAUGGAAUGUGCGACGUCUGCAAAUACCCCGACAAGACAAAACGUCGUAAGCUCGGGCUCUCCUCCGAGGAAUACGCCAGCUCUCAGGCCCUCGGCGGGAGCGAUGAGGACGACGAUGGGUACCCGCGUGUCCAGGCUCCUGUAAGGCAGUCUGCUCCGGCUCGUCCGAACUCCGGCACGGAUUCGGGGUGGAAAAUGAACUUCCGAGACGGAGAUGACACCGAUGAGGAUGGUGGUGACUCUACUCCUGCUGCAACGAGGCACGGCGCGCUAGCUGGUCAUGAGAGUGCGAGUGCUAGCACCAGUCGUGCAUGUUCGAUUGGCAGUAGUACCGGCCGCCCGGGGCCCAGCGCGUACACAGCAAGAGGACGCCAGAGUGGGGGUCCGAGCAAGCGGCCUUCGUCUGCGCUGGGGGCUUCGGCUGCGCAUAACCAAUACGAUGGUGCGGUUAAGAAACCGAAGGUCGAUCACCCCCCGCCUCCCCUCGGCAUGUCCUCGAAGCUCAGGCAGACCAUCAGCAAGCCGUUCAGGAUUCCGUUCAAGUCACCGCUGUUGGAAGUCCAGCGUCCUCAGCAGGCGAAACCUCCGGCACGUAGCCGCGUUCAAAACGUCUCGACGCCUAGUCCACCCGAGGAGCCUGCAGAUGAAUUUGAUGACUGCGUAGUUGCUGUGGGGGAACACGAAGAACAGCCAAUAUACGAACCCCAACCCGAACGAGAACCCGAACAAGAAGUUAUAUGCAUCGACUAUGAUGACGAGGAAAAAGAAAACCUCGACGUCAGUUCAUCGUCAUCAUCUGUGCAGCUGCCUGAAACCAGUGUCGAGCUAGACGCGUUGUUCUCGCAGAAAGUACCGAGAUCACUGCGAGAUACAACGUUCAUCGCGCUGCGUCGAGCACUGCACGCGGUGUUCACACAAGAUGAGGCCGGAGAUGCGCUGUGGAAGAAGGCACGUAUGCCUUCCCCCGACCUGGACAAGAGAAACAACGUCCUCGCCAACGCAGCGCGUGAGCUCGAAUUUAUCGCACACUCACUAUGCACCACGCACGACGGCUACAAAGCGCGCGUUGACGAGCGGAUCCAGGGCAUCAAGCUCCUCGUAAAGCCGGAAGCGUGGGGGAAGGGCAAGGAUGGUUUUGAGGACGCAGAUGAGGUCGUGGAGGUGCUCAGACGGCUGUGUGCUUCGCGGAGCAAAGGGAAGGGGAAGGCCAAGCGUAGAGAAGUUGAGUAA